UCAUCAUGUCAGGAUUUCUGAAGCCAGUAGUGAUUAACAUACUGACCAAACCGGCACUCAAAUUUUUUUUCUUGAUUUGACUAAUUUUGCGGCAACUAUGACAGAAAAAAUUUCGGAGAUAUAUACGAUUGACAAUUUCAGUUCAACAGCGAAACUUGCCGAUAAUGAAUGUCAAACCCCCGAUAAUCUUGAAACAAUCCCUAAGAAAGUAUACAACCCUUAUGAACACAGGAAUUUAGAACAUCCUAACACUUUUUCCGGAGCGUUGAUGCACCUAUUAAAAAGUUCUUUAGGAACCGGAAUUUUGGCAAUACCGAGUGCUGUGGCGGCUGCUGGGAUUAUUCCUGGUGUUGUUGGAACUGUCCUCACUGGGCUUUUGUGCACCCAUACGAUACAUUUACUGAUAUUUGCCUCGCAAGAAAUAUGCAAGAAAGCCAAAGUCCCAAUGUUAGGUUUUGGCGAAACGGCUCAUGCCGUAUUUAAACACGGCCCAAAACGCGUUCAACCUUUUGCAAACUUCGCCAAAAAUUUCGUAGACGCUUCUCUCCUCUUGACUUACUGUUCAGGGAACGCAGUUUACGUAGUUUUUAUCACUGGAAACAUUCAAGACGUUGUGAACUACCACCACGAAAAUGUGUCUGAUUGGCCACUGCACUAUUACAUUCUUAUGCUUUUGGUGCCUUUAAUAAUAUGUUGCCAAAUCAGGCAAUUGAAACACUUGGUACCAUUCUCCGUCAUUGCCAAUGUUACAAUGAUUACGGCUUUUUUAAUCACACUUUAUUACAUGUUUUCUGGGAUUGGCGACAUCAAGAUUGACGAUCGCAAACUCUUUAACGACAUUUCCCUAUUCCCACUUUUCUUCAGUACUGUUUUAUUUGCUAUGGAGGGAAUUGGCACAAUGCUUCCAAUCGAAAAUUCGCUGAUUAAACCACAAUUUAUCGGAUGUCCUGGUGUUUUAAACAUUGCAAUGAGUUGUGUGGUCACGCUUUACACAGUUAUUGGUCUUUUCGGUUAUCUACGAUUUGGUGAUAAAGUUAACGCAAACGUCAUCGAAGAAUUACCAAACACUGACAUCGCAGCUCAAGUGGCGAAAAUGUGUGUCGCCACUGCAGUUUUCUUCACGUUUAUGUUACAAUUUUACGUCCCUUGUGAAAUAACAUGGAGGAAACUCUCACAAAAAAUCCCGAAAAACUAUCACAAUGUUUCACAAAUUGCAGUGAGAACACUUUUAGUGUUAUUUAUAACGGCAUUAGCUGUGGCUGUUCCAAAACUGGAUGCUAUUAUCGGACUGGUGGGAUCAAUAUGUUUCUCAACUCUUGGACUUUUUAUACCAGCCGUUAUAGACAUUAUCUUGAAUUUGGGAGAAGACGGCGAUUUUGGUUGCAUGAAGUGGAGAUUGUGGAAAAAUAUUCUUAUUGUUAUCUUGUCAUGGUUUGCGCUUUUCUCGGGUAGUUACUAUGCCAUUAAAGGAUUACUCGAAGAUUGAAGGACAAUGGAAAUCCUAAUCCAAACAAAAAUAUGACAUACUACUUUUUACGAAUGUGUAAACAUAUCAGCAUCUAAAUAAAAUGUUAAGUCUUA
This is a messenger RNA of Tribolium castaneum (red flour beetle), 1581 nucleotides long. RefSeq names its product proton-coupled amino acid transporter-like protein pathetic. Gene Ontology annotation, molecular function: L-amino acid transmembrane transporter activity. Bases 98 to 1486 code for a protein of 462 amino acids. Gene Ontology annotation, biological process: amino acid transmembrane transport. NCBI's taxonomy places the organism in Eukaryota, Metazoa, Arthropoda, Insecta, Coleoptera, Tenebrionidae. The record is from RefSeq and is a predicted model, not a curated record. The transcript is spliced from 7 exons.